UCGUAUUUUCGACAAGUUAUUGUUUACUUAUUUAUUGAUUUAUUUGUUUGUUAUGUGUUGUUUUGAUAUUUAAUUUUAUUUUUUUGUUUCGGUAAAUGAUUUGCAUCCUCAAGUGUAAAAAAUUGCCGCUAGUCAUUCAUGCCAUUUUCAAUCUCCAUCUAUUCUAUUAAAUAAAUGGCACGAUUAUUUGAGUAAUAGAAAACAUAAUAUAAGUCAUAUGCAAUGUGAAUAACAUGAAAAUCAGUAGAACAAAUCGUGUGAUGCGGAGAAGUUGCCAUCGUUUGAAUUUAAUGCCCUACAAAACUGGAGCCUGCUGGCUCCUUGAUUUCUGCUUGAAUUCAAAAGAUUCGUUGUAAAAGAUGUUCAAGAGGAACUUAAAUCACAAAGAUAAUUCAUCCUCUAAAAAGAGAUUCAAGCAAAAUGAAAACUCACCAACUUCAACCACACGCGUUGAGAAUGAUCCUUGGGGGGACGAUUUUGAAGAGAAAGAUAUUGAAGAAAUGGACUUCAUUGCAUCGCAAGCAACACAGGAGGAAGUUUUUAUACUACCUCCACCUGUAGCCGGACCAAGUUCAUCUGUCAGAAGAUCUUUUAACAGUUCAUCUGUGAGUUUUUUUUCGGAAAGAAGAAACGAAAAUGUAGCUGCACCAUCUCAAAUGCUGGCGUCUUCAGAUUCCAAAAAAGAAAUUGUUGUAAGUACACAAGCAUUGAGGUUUGAUGAGUUUGAGAGAAAUGUCAAGAGCAAUUCUCAUAACUCUACAUUCAGAACCAGACCCGAGUCUACUAGUGGUAACGUUGUGUUGGUCUCAGAUGAUGAGCAGGUUGAAAAUUGGAAAGAGGAAAAGAAAAAAAUGUUGGAAGAUUUUUUGACUAAAGAAGGUGAAACAGAAUUUUUGAGGCAGCAACUCAAUCAAAUUCAAGCUCGUGCUGAAAAGGCAAAAAUAGAACAGGCAAGAGCGAGUGAAGAGCAGAUGGAAGUUUUGAGAUUAAAGAUAAAUGCUCUAACCAAGGAAAAAACUUCAUUAGAAUCUCAGUUAGAAAUUCAGAAUUUUCAAUUUAAUAAAGUAUCUGAGAAGUGUAAAAUGCUAGAGACUGGUUCUGUAAAAUUUGCUCAACCUCAAGUGAAUAUAAUUAAAGCUGCCAACAAAGAUAGGGCUAAUACUUCUAUUGGUUGGUCACCCAAAAAAGUUAAAACCAAAGAAAACGGCGUACAAGCAGACCAAUCAUCUUCAAUUGAACUUUUAAGAAGUAGUUUAAUUUUGUAUCCUCUAAAGACUAUACCUCAAUAUGCUUUUGAGCCAUGUGAGACAGAAAAAUCUGUGGUAGACAUAAAAAUUGAAGAAAAAGUGGGUUCUAAAAUUGAAGAAAAAAUAGGUAAAAAAAAAGUGGCCAUCUUUCAAGAUGAAGAAACUUUCCGAAUUUUUGAAAAUCCAGAAUUGUUUAAUCCAAAAACUACAGUCGUUUAUGGCAAGACUUUAUCUACAGAAUUUUUUAUGCCAGAUCUCGCGCAGCUUAUUAACAAAACAAGAGAGGAAAUCAAUUGUUCUCACGUUAUUCCCACAAUCAACAAAUUGGUCGCAACAAUGCGCGAAUUACUGCUGAAUUCGACUAUAGUAUUGAGAAACAUCUCACUAGUUUUAAAGAACGAUGACCUACGCGACAUGAAUGAACUUUAUUUGUCGGAGUUCUACGAGAUGCCGGUAUUGCAUACCAAGUCGUUUCACGAGGCGCAUCCUUGGUACGAUCUCGAGCGCGGAAUCGAGACAAGACGAGCUGUCGGUGUUCUAGCGCAUGUGGCCUUAGUCUCAGAUUACUUAGCCGAUUAUGUGGCUGGUAAUGUGAAGCUGAGAACUGAUCAAGAUCCAUUCUACAAAUUGUAUGCUAAGCAGAUGGUCAGUUAUGAUGCCUGGGAUAGAAAGGGUUUUGACUUUGAAUUCUUAGAUUUGGUUCUUGAAUUUGUUACAAUUAUUGGAAAAAUUAGGAGAUCACAUCAGUUUGCUGGUCUUAUUAAUGCUUUGAUGACUUUAAUUGUUAAUGUGCAGGCCACAGUUGGAUUUCCUCAAUUUGCAUUAAACAAAGUAUGCUCUAUUUUUAAAGCAAUUGUUUAUAGCAGACCUCUGCUUACUUGUUUUCCAACAAUAUCAAAAACUCUGAGAGAGUUUUCAGAACAUUCCGAGUUUGUUGAAAAAUUAUGUAUUUCUCCAGGAAAAUCUGGAAUCAGUAACUGGAAAGGUUCACUUAAUUUUACAACAGAUGCAUGUCCCAUAGAAAUUUUUAUUGCCCAAUUAGAGCACUUUAAAUUAGAUCCAAUCACGUUGGUGAAUAUUACAAGAGAUUUGGCUUCGUUCAGUUUGAUAUCUCUUUUGAAUGAUUCAAUCCCUUGGUUAGAAAAGACUAUGAACUCUUGUAAUUGUUGCCUCAACUUGCUCAAAUUUGUUGUGAUAAAUUUAUGUGAGUGUUCCAAAAUCAACGUAGUUGAAUUGAAAAACAAAUACACUGAGACCAAUAUCUCGUCGCAAAAACCGAAGCUGGAGACUGACAAGAAAAAUAAUAAAACGUCGUCAAAAGAAAAGCUGUACGAGGAUUGGAAGCGUUAUGAACAAAACAGCAAUGUAAAUUUUUGGGAUGCGCUCAAAACUUUGCAAUAUUCUGCCAUUGCAUUUGGAAUUCGAUUGUUAAGUUUUCUGGCUAAACGAGAUUUAGAUUUUAUGAUUAGACUAACGUACAUUGAAGAUGCGUUUCAUAUGUUUCUGGAUAAUCUUAACAUCAGAAGUGAUCUUGAAUUAAAAAAGAGUGAUGAAGUUGCAUUAGACAUUGUUAAAAAAACGUUUGUUUUGGAAAAAAAUAAAGAGGAAUCCAGAAUUCAAGGAUUAAACAUGAUUGGUCUUGAAUCUGAACGGUGGAUCGAUUUUACACCCUCAAAUGCAGAUUUAAUUAAAUUGUAUGAGGAGUAAUUAAGUUACGUAAAAAUAAAUUAAUCUGCUGAUCGUGAGACGUGUACUGUACACCCAGACUCUCACACCUGGAUAUUUCGUACUCCCUUUUUUCUUGCUGAAAA
This is a messenger RNA of Copidosoma floridanum, 3058 nucleotides long. It is a transcript of the gene mus304, whose product is annotated as mutagen-sensitive 304. Gene Ontology annotation, biological process: DNA repair; DNA damage checkpoint signaling. The record is from RefSeq and is a predicted model, not a curated record. Lineage: Eukaryota; Metazoa; Arthropoda; Insecta; Hymenoptera; Encyrtidae.